CGCACGCCUUCACCAAUACUUGUGCGAAACAUACAGCCGUGCGAUUUUCUGCAACGCCACCUGCAAAUCGCCAAAACCGUCUCCCAGUGAGGGCGAACCAGGUGCAUUUGACUGCCCAACACAGUCUUUGACAAGACAACACACCGCGUGCUUCGGUGAGGACCUUCCGCACAUUCACGCACACGGCGCCAACAGCAGCAGCAACAGCGACUACCCGGCCAGCAAAGCCAGUGUCAUGUCCGGAUACGAGGAGUGGAUCCUUGCCUGCGAGGAGCGUGAUGGCAUCCGCUUCAGCUGGAACGUCCUCCCCACCAGCCGCGUGGAGGCCACCAAGAUGGUGGUGCCCGUGGGAGCGCUGUUCACGCCGUUGAAGGAGCGGACGGAUCUGCCGCCAAUCAUGUAUGAGCCUGUGCAGUGCACGGGCUGCCAGGCCAUCCUCAACCCGCUCUGCCCCGUCGACUUCCAGACAAAGACCCCAUAUUGGGUGUGUGCCAUCUGUACCCACCGCAACGCGUUCCCGCGCCAGUACCAGGGCAUCUCGCCACAGAACCUGCCCGCCGAGCUCGUCCCACAGUUCUCAACCAUCGAAUACACCCUCCAGCGGCAAGCGACGGUGCCGCCGGUGUUUCUGUAUGUGGUUGACCUGUGCCUGGACGAGCAGGACCUGGCUGCCCUCAAGGACUCCCUGGUCAUGUCGCUGAGCCUGCUGCCCCAGAACGCGCUCGUCGGGCUCAUCACCUUUGGCAACCACGUGCAGCUGCAUGAGCUGACAACGGACGGGUGCAGCAAGAGCUAUGUCUUCCGCGGCACCAAGGAGGUCAAGACGAAACAGCUCAAGGAGCAGCUUGGCCUCACGCUUGGCGGCGGCGCAGCACACCCGCAGCAACAACAGCAGCAGCAGCAGCAACAGCAGGGCGGUGCGCCGGCUAACAGUGCCAGCCGGUUCCUGCAGCCUGUCUCGGAGUGCGACAUGACGCUGACAGACCUGCUGGAGGAACUGCAGGUUGACCCGUGGAUUGUUGCAGAGGGAAAGCGCCCGCUCAGGUCCACGGGCACAGCGCUGAGCGUUGCGGUGAGCCUGAUGGAGGCGACAUACCCGAACACGGCUGGACGCGUGAUGCUGUUCCUUGGCGGGCAAGCAACGCAGGGGCCCGGCCAAAUCACGACCGACGAGUUUAAGGACACCAUCCGCACCCACCACGACAUUGAGAAGGACAACGCAUCGGCCAAGUUUGUCAAGAAGGCAACAAAGUACUACGAAGGGCUUGCGCGCCGCACAGCGAAGAACGGGCACAUUGUGGAUGUGUACGCGUGUGCGUUUGACCAGACGGGCCUCAUGGAGCUCAAAUACUUUGCACAGUACACAGGGGGCAAUGUGGUGAUGGGCGAUUCCUUCGAUACGUCUCUGUUCCGGCAGACGUUCCAGCGCGUGUUUGGAAAGGACGCCCGCGGCGACUUUAACAUGGACUUCAACGCAACACUCGAAGUCAAGACACCACCGCAGAUCAAGGUGUGCGGCCUCAUUGGUCCCUGCAUCUCCGCCGAGAAGAAGUCUGGGCGAGUCUCUGACCAGGAGGUUGGUGUUGGCAACACGACGGCGUGGAAGAUUCCCGGCCUGACCAACACGACGACGCUCGGCGCCUACUUUGAGGUGGCCACCCCGCACGGCCAGUCCAUCCCCCAGGGGCAGCGCGCUAACAUCCAGUUUAUCACCCAGUAUCAGCACCCGAACGGCCAGAUGCGGAUGCGGGUGACGACGGUUGCGCGCAACUGGGCGGACGCAGCGAUCAACCUCCCCAGCAUCGCGGCGGGAUUCGACCAGGAGGCGUCUGCGGUGCUGAUGGCGCGGAUUGCGGCGUUCAAGGCGGAGCAGGAGGACCCCGCCGACGUCCUGCGAUGGGUCGACAGGAUGCUCAUUCGCCUCUGCCAGAAAUUUGGUGACUACCGGAAGGACGAUCCAAGCUCGUUCCGCCUGCAACAAAACUUCACGCUGUACCCACAGUUUAUGUUCCACCUGCGGCGCUCGCAGUUCCUUCAGGUUGUGAACAGCAGUCCGGACGAGACGUCCUACUUCCGCAACAUGCUCAUCCGUGAAGACUGCCUCAACUCGCUGACCAUGAUCCAGCCCACACUCACGGCGUACGCGUUUGGCAUGGAGCCCCAGCCCGUCCUCCUCGACAGCAGCAGCAUCCAACCGGACCGUAUUCUGCUGCUGGACUCGUUCUUCCACAUUGUCAUCUUCCACGGCGAGACCAUUGCCGCGUGGCGCAACGCAAAGUACCAGGACAUGGAGGAGCACGAGAACUUCCGCCAGCUGCUGCAGGCGCCACGUGAAGACGCCCAGGAGAUUCUUGCAUCACGCUUUCCGCUUCCGCGCUACGUUGACUGCGAUCAGGGCAGCUCGCAGGCCCGCUUCCUCCUCUCAAAGGUCAACCCUUCGCAGACACACAACACAUUCAACACGGGCCAGGAUGGUGGCGGUGUGCCGGUGAUCACGGACGACGUGAGCCUGCAGGUGUUUAUGGAGCAUCUCAAGAAGCUCGCCGUCUCCAGCUCAUCGUAGCCAACACACACACACACACACGCACACACACACACACACACACAUCUCCCCCAUCUUGCCCGACUACCUUUGAUCAGCGCUGCAAACCACUGCUGUGUGUCCGCUUCAUCUGUUUUUUGCUUCUUUUUUUGCGUUUCUUUUGGUUCGUGUGCGCGUGUGUUAUGUCGUGCUGUGCCUUUUGCAUCGUGUUGUUUGUGCUGGUUGUGACCCCUUCCAUCCAUGGUUGUUUUAUGGCUCCUCUCAUGCUCCAUGGUGUUAGGCCGUGCGUGAUUGGUCGAUGGGCUGUUUUGUUUGUUCGUGUGUUGGGGUGUGUGCAUGCGCAGCGUGUGUUUGCCGGGCUGUGGUGGUUGGUGCAACGAGGUUACAUGGCAUGACACAUUGCUGUUGCUGCACACACACGCCCCUCUUCCUUCUUGCAAACGCGCAAUAGACAUGCAAGCAGUGAAACAGAGAG
Salpingoeca rosetta is the source of this 3017-nucleotide messenger RNA. RefSeq names its product SEC23B protein. The record is from RefSeq and is a predicted model, not a curated record. Gene Ontology annotation, cellular component: COPII vesicle coat; endoplasmic reticulum exit site. Lineage: Eukaryota; Choanoflagellata; Craspedida; Salpingoecidae. Gene Ontology annotation, molecular function: GTPase activator activity; zinc ion binding. The transcript has 15 exons. Gene Ontology annotation, biological process: COPII-coated vesicle cargo loading; endoplasmic reticulum to Golgi vesicle-mediated transport; intracellular protein transport. Bases 236 to 2563 code for a protein of 775 amino acids.